AUGGUCCAUGAAGUUGAAAAUAUUAGGUUGCUUGAGUCUGUCGGCGGGCUGAAAGCUAUUUGUGAUUUAUUCAAACACAAGGAUACUGCAAAAGAUGUCAAACUGCGGAUCCUAGAAUUUCUAUUUUUUUAUCUUAUUCCUGAAACCUCAGGUGCUGCCAAAAUCAUUAACUCUAUUCCAAGGAAAACGACUGAAGACAAGCAGGAAAUGCUUGGUAAAUAUCUGAGCAAUGUCAAUGGCCUAGUUCGAGAACUCCAUAUGAGUAAACCAUUUGGAGACACAAAUCUCGAAUGGUAG
Messenger RNA from Sugiyamaella lignohabitans, 297 nucleotides. RefSeq names its product Cell division control protein 14. The record is from RefSeq and is a predicted model, not a curated record. NCBI's taxonomy places the organism in Eukaryota, Fungi, Ascomycota, Dipodascomycetes, Dipodascales, Trichomonascaceae. The transcript has a single exon. The coding region runs from base 1 to 297 and encodes 98 amino acids.